Molecule: messenger RNA, 1550 nt
Organism: Olea europaea var. sylvestris
Lineage: Eukaryota; Viridiplantae; Streptophyta; Magnoliopsida; Lamiales; Oleaceae
Exons: 5
Coding region: 302-1312 (336 amino acids)
Source: RefSeq, a predicted model, not a curated record
AUGCGCGUUUAUGGAUUUUCUGAAACUUCUUUGAAUUGACUCACGUUUUUUUUCCUGAAUACAUGAUAUUACGUGUGAUAGUUUGGCGGGGAAAUAUUUGCGUGCGUGCGUGGAUUUUCUGAAACUUUUACGAAUUGGAUAGUUGGAUUUUACCCAGUUUUUUUCGCUUUCUUUUUCUGAAUUGAUGAUGUUACGUGGGUUAAUCCGCUAGGGGAAGUGAUUCCUUACAAGUUAGCGUAUUUCAAGGUCGUGGGGAAUAUGCGAAUUUACUGUAAAUGAGUGAGCACAGCAGGUUUAGACAAUGGCAUUAACGGCCCAUCAGUUGCAGGGUUCUUACUACGUUUUUCCAAAAAGUCCUUCACUGUGGAGCAGAGGGAACAAGUUGAAACAUUUUCAAACCCUCCAUGCAGCUGGGCGAAACAACAGAUUCACCUCCUUGAAAUGCAAAUCUUGUUUAAGUGUAGGAGCUCCUUCUGUCCUUGGAACAAAAACACAGUUAUUUAAAAUAUCUGCUUUUAAAGGUAGCAGUUCUGAUGAUGCUGGAAGCAGAAGUAGUGGGUCAAAGACCCUGCAGAAUCCUGUUAAUGUUUCCUAUAUACGACAUGAAAGUGAAGAAUCCUCGGUGAAAUCUCCGGUUCAGAAUAUUCCUCUUUCUUGUACAUCAACUGCAGAUGAGACAGCAAUCCAGUCACUGUCUAUACAAAAUCUAUUUAAGAACUGGUUGAUGUUAUUGCGUGUUACAUCACAAAACCAACAAGUGAAUGAAGUUCUUGAUGAACCUUCAUUGGUAGAAACUUUGGAAACACAAAACAGUUUGCGAAAGCUAGAAAGAGUUGUAUUACUAAAGGCUGUUUGGUGCUCCUUUUUAGGUCUGGACGCAACAAUAAAGAUACCUUUAUUGAUAUUCUUCCCUUUAUACCUGGCAGUUAAUUUAGUAUAUGGAUCUGUAGUUUCCAGAGAAUUAACCCCUUUAUGGGUUCUUGGACCAUUAAUUGUUGCUCUCUACAUUAAGAUGGUACAGCUCAUUUGUGGGCUCUAUUCAUUCAGCUUCAAGCAGGCAGUUAAAGUAGUUAAGAACCUGCCCUUCUACUACCUUUUGCUGCAUAAUUAUAUUGUGCGUGGGAAGUUUAAAGAAGGCAUACGUUCACUUAUAUGGCAACACGUGAGAAACAUGGACUACAAAGAGGUAAUGAAGCGUAAGGCAAAAGAUUUGGAAAUUGGGUUGGUGGAGAAAUAUCAGGACUAUGUGGAAUCCAUAUGGCCAUUUUACUGCAGAAUGAUCAAGUUCUUGAAGAGAGCAAAUCUAGUGUAGAUUUGGGGAUAGAAAUGGUUGCAGGGCAUGAAAAUUGGGAUUCUUUUUUUCCUUUAUUUCCUUGUUUUGGGGUGAAAAAUAUUCUCACGGGCAACAAUUCCUGAACCCCGUUUUGGAAUCUGGGGUUCUUAAUCCCUUUGCUCUGCUUUGCCAAAUUUGAAUUUAGCCUUAAUGAUUUUUCUGUGGGUUCAUAGUGAAGCCUAAAUUUCUGAUUUUAUUAUUGUGAAAUUAUCGAUGA